AUGUCGACUCAACCACUUCUCCAGCGCACGGCCCAGAAACGCAUUGCGCUCCCAGUUCGCGUCGAGCCCAAAGUCUUUUUUGCGAACGAACGAACAUUCCUGUCAUGGCUGCACUUCUCCGUCAUUCUUGGAGGCUUAUCAGUAGGGUUGCUUAAUUUUGGCGACAAAAUUGGGAGAAUAAGCGCUGGGAUGUUUUCAUUCAUUGCCAUGGCAAUUAUGGUUUAUGCUCUCAUUACAUACCAUUGGCGUGCCUCUGCCAUCAGAAAACGCGAUUCCGGACCAUAUGACGAUCGUCUUGGCCCAACGAUAUUGUGCAUCUUCCUUCUUGCUGCCGUCCUCGUCAACUUUAUCCUUCGCUUUGCAGAUUCUUGA
Molecule: messenger RNA, 372 nt
Organism: Cantharellus anzutake
Lineage: Eukaryota; Fungi; Basidiomycota; Agaricomycetes; Cantharellales; Hydnaceae
Exons: 6
Coding region: 1-372 (123 amino acids)
Cellular component (GO): fungal-type vacuole membrane; vacuolar transporter chaperone complex
Source: RefSeq, a predicted model, not a curated record